CUCAGCUCGGCUCGGCUCGGCUCGGUGGGAGACAUGCACGCCACGCUGCUGGGCAUCCUGGGGCUGGCCCUGCUCGGGGCACUGCACGCGCAGGACGGCGUUCCCGUGCAACCUGACUUCCAGCAGGACAAGAUCACGGGGAGAUGGUACAGCAUCGGCCUGGCCUCCAACUCCAACUGGUUCAAGGAGAAGAAGCACCUGAUGAAGAUGUGCACCACGGUCAUCUCCACCACCGCAGAUGGGAACCUGGAAGUCACCUCCACCUACCCCAAGGGUGACCAGUGCGAGAAGAGGAACAGCCUUUACACCAAGACGGAGCAGCCGGGNNNGUUCAGCUACACCAGCCCACGCUGGGGCAGCAAGCACGACAUCCGUGUGGUGGAGACCAACUACGAGGAGUACGCCUUGGUGGCCACCCAGAUCUCCAAGAGCACCGGCUCCUCCACCAUGGUGUUGCUCUACAGCCGGACAAAGGAGCUCAGUCCCGAACGCCUGGAGAGGUUCACCCAGUUCUCCAGGGAGCAGGGCCUGACGGACGAAGAGAUCCUCAUCCUGCCCCGGACGGACAAAUGCAUGGCCGAUGCUGCCUAG
This is a messenger RNA of Nipponia nippon (crested ibis), 591 nucleotides long. The record is from RefSeq and is a predicted model, not a curated record. NCBI's taxonomy places the organism in Eukaryota, Metazoa, Chordata, Aves, Pelecaniformes, Threskiornithidae.